AUGGCUCUCCUCGUUGAUAAGCUGCGGCCACGUACCCUCGAUGCCCUCACAUACCACCCCGAUCUCUCCGAUCGCCUGCGCUCACUGGCCCAAAACGGAGACUUCCCCCAUCUACUAGUCUACGGACCCUCAGGAGCCGGAAAGAAGACACGGAUAAUAGCCACCCUGAAAGAACUGUACGGCCCGGGAGUCGAGAAGAUCAAAAUCGACUCCAGAAUCUUCCAAACAACCAGCAAUCGCAAACUAGAAUUCAACAUCGUUUCAUCAGUCUACCAUCUCGAAAUCACACCCGCCGACGUCGGAAACUAUGACCGAGUCGUGGUGCAAGAAUUGCUAAAGGAAGUUGCACAGACGCAGCAGGUCGACCUUGGCGCGAAGCAACGAUUCAAGGUCGUAGUAAUCAACGAGGCGGAUCAUCUGACGCGCGAUGCUCAGGCAGCCCUCAGACGGACUAUGGAGAAGUACAGUCCCAAUUUGCGGUUGAUUCUCUUGGCCAACAGUACUUCCAAUAUCAUUGCUCCUAUUCGUUCUCGAACCCUGCUGGUCAGGGUUGCUGCGCCAACUGAAAAAGAUAUUUGUGCAGUGCUUCACGGUGCUGCGAAGAGGGAAGGGUGGACUGAGGCGGAGGGGCUUCACUUGAGGAUUGCGAAGGAGAGUGGGCGGAAUCUGCGUCGAGCGCUGCUCAUGUUUGAGUCAAUUCAUGCGCAGAAUGAAAAGGUUACGGACCAGACUCUCAUCCCGCCUCCGGACUGGGAGGCACUUGUUACUCUUACGGCCGAUGAGAUCCUGGCGGAACGAUCACCGGCUCGUUUGCUGCAAGUUCGCGCACGCCUUUAUGAUCUUUUGACCCAUUGCAUUCCCCCCACGACUAUUUUGAAGACCUUAACAUUCAAGCUUGUUGCACGAGUUGACGAUGCGCUGAAGCCUGACGUUAUCAAAUGGUCUGCCUUUUAUGAGCAUCGCAUCAAGCUGGGAAGCAAAGUUAUCUUCCACCUCGAAGCAUUUGUGGCCAAGUUCAUGCGCAUCUAUGAAAGUUACCUGAUGGGCAUGGACUUCUAA
Messenger RNA from Penicillium arizonense, 1059 nucleotides. RefSeq names its product replication factor C subunit 5. Gene Ontology annotation, molecular function: ATP hydrolysis activity; DNA clamp loader activity; DNA binding. The record is from RefSeq and is a predicted model, not a curated record. Gene Ontology annotation, cellular component: DNA replication factor C complex; Ctf18 RFC-like complex; nucleus. Gene Ontology annotation, biological process: DNA-templated DNA replication; DNA repair. Bases 1 to 1059 code for a protein of 352 amino acids. NCBI's taxonomy places the organism in Eukaryota, Fungi, Ascomycota, Eurotiomycetes, Eurotiales, Aspergillaceae. The transcript is spliced from 6 exons.